Racocetra persica is the source of this 306-nucleotide messenger RNA. The record is from the annotation of a GenBank genome assembly. Lineage: Eukaryota; Fungi; Glomeromycota; Glomeromycetes; Diversisporales; Gigasporaceae.
CUGUUAAAUAUGCGUAUACACGAAUUUUUACACCAAAUUGGACAGCUGAUCAAGUUUCUUUUGUUCAAGAUAAGAUAUCACAAUAUAAUUAUUCAAUAACUCUAAAAGAUUCUUUUAGCCUUUCGCUUUGUUCACGAUGCAAUAAUGGAUUAUUAAGAUUGAAUUUAGCUAAAAAAAAAUCAUUUGUCAAGUCUAAAUUUACAUCUAAUUUAACAAAAAAUGAUACCAAAACUUCUUCUGAAUUACAGGUGUCUAAAAAAAUUAAAUUAGAGCCAAAGUUAUAUGAUCUUACUUUGGAUGAUGAAA